Molecule: messenger RNA, 2141 nt
Organism: Drosophila grimshawi
Lineage: Eukaryota; Metazoa; Arthropoda; Insecta; Diptera; Drosophilidae
Gene: IntS10
Product: integrator complex subunit 10
Exons: 3
Coding region: 18-1964 (648 amino acids)
Biological process (GO): snRNA processing
Cellular component (GO): integrator complex
Source: RefSeq, a predicted model, not a curated record
UAACUUCGGUUGCAGCAAUGACUUCCAUCGAUGAAAAUGAGAUUUAUAUGGUAAAGCAGGCGGAAAGCGUGCGCAAAAGCGAUCCCAGUUCGGCCAAGGCAUGGAUCCUCACCGCCAAGACGCUCUAUCCAAAUGCCUUCAACGUGCAAUACGAGGCCUACCUGCUGGAGCGCGAUGCCAAGAACUACGAGGAGGCAGCCAAAUGUUUCAGUGUCAUCGCCAGCAACUUUACCAAUCAACACGCGGAGCUUUGGCAGGAGGUGAAUGCUCUGACAAAUGCGCUGCGCAAUGAGACCGAAAGCACGCCGGAGCAGGAGUUCUAUGUGAAGAUGUACAAGCAUUUGACGCCUGAGGUGCAGCACAGCAUAUUUGUGCACACGAUCAACAACAGCGGCGAUAAUCUGCAGCAAUGCAUUCACAGCUACAUCCUCAUGUUCAACAAGUUCCCCAAAACAGCGGCAACGCAAGCACCCCGUUUGCUGGAAAUGCUGGCGGAAGGCAUGAAAGCGGAUCCAGAUCUAUAUCAGCGCAUGCUGGUCGAGGAGGUGCUGCCCAUGAUACAGAAUAAGCCGCCAGAGCUAUCGCCGCUGCUGGCAUGUCGAUUAUACACAAACUCCCUGGAAUAUUAUCUGCGCCAGAUCAUGGACGAUGAUAAGUGCGAUACAACCGAGGCGUGGAAGAACAUAUUCAAGGUGUUGAUGCUCUGUGGCCAGAUGAUGGGAUGGGAGCCCUUUCUGCCCUUCAGCAAGUACGUCAAUCAGAACGUCUACUGGGAUAAGUUGGUCAAGAUUCUGCGUGGGAGUCCAGCUGGCAGCUCCCAGGUGCUAUUCUAUGCUACAACACUGUUUAUCUACUCCCUGCACGGCUAUAUACGCAAACUGCGCAUCGAGGAUGCCGAUGUCAGUCAUGUGCUGGUUGAGGGCUUCAUCGACUGGUCGCCGGAGGGUGGCGAGGUGCAGAGCAUGGAUUGGACAUCGGAUGGCGGCGAAGUGCAAAGCAUGGAACCGCCUAAGUUCUCUGCAACGACGGCCAUUAGUCAGGAGCUAUCCGAGGCAUUUCUCCAUGCCGCUCGCUGCUGGCAGCUGCUCAAUACGGAACAGUUCCAGCGUGAUUUUAGUCAACUGAUGCUGGCACUGCCGCUGGCUCCUUGGAUCUCCCGCUUCCUCUUCGAUCUGGCCAUUUACUUUGGACACCGCGACGAGGCCAACAAACUGAUGGCAGACAUGACAGCUCAGAGCACCCUGGUGCAGAGCCUGCAAAUCCUUAGCCUCAAUCUAAUGCAGGGUAGCAUGACGCUUCAGGGCUUUCAGUGCAUUCUGAAGAUACUCGCUGAGCUGCCGGCCACCAGUGGUCAGUUGCUGGAUAACAUUAGCCUGAAGAGUCAUCGGCACAUGAUCUUCUUGCCACUGACCAAAAUUGCCCUCAUCCAGUAUUGCACACGUGCCAUCACCAGUCGCCUCAGCCGAAUGCUCUUCGAACCGAAUUGCUCGGAUCGCCUGUUGGGCGAUCUGCUUGCCCUGCUGCAAUUGAACUCCGACAAGGAUAUGCUGCUCAAGCAGCACAUCUUCAACUUGAUCACACAACGCAAAUCUUUCAAUUUGCACAUUUUAUCCAACUACAUUAUUGCCACGGAUAUCAUUGAGGAGCUGGCCUUUAUCUGGAACUCUCAGCAGCAGGAUGAUGCCAAUUUUGAGCUGACUGGCUCGCCAACCAAUGGCGGUGGCGUCGGUGGUGCUAGCGGCACUAAUGGUACCGCUGGCACAACCCAACCACGUCGCAUUGGCACCCGGGGCGCCGACAAAGGGGCACGCGACGAGUUCAAAUCGCUGAUUCGUCAGCAAAUUGCGCGCUGCAAUGAAAAUGUGCCCACGCUGGUCGCCAAUUUCAUCAGCCAGGAGCAUCUGACGCUGGCGCAGCACAUCUUUGGCAUUGCGCCGCCAGUGGAAACAAUUGUCAUCAAGUGAUCGAUGGCCAUUCAGAAUCGACAAACAUAAUGUGGCUCAAAGUUUCUCAACUCCUGAAGCAUAUUUAAAUAUAGUAAUAUUAUUUAUAAAAUACAAUAUUUUAUGUAUAUAGAAAAGCUAAUUGAACUCUUCAGUUUCUGAAGCGCAUCUAAAAUUAUAUAUUACAGCAUGUUAAGU